AGAAACGGUUAGUUUAGAGUCAUUUUAGAGGCUUGUGAACUGGCAGCAAUGCCCACUGUCCUGUUCUUGUGGAUUGUUACUCUAGCACACUGUGCUCUUGCAGGAAGUGUUUGCCACAAGCCCCCUGAGGUGCCAUUUGCUACAGUUGAUGUAGACAAGAGAGUAUAUGAAGUAGGUGAAGAAAUUACAUACACCUGUGACCCUGGUUAUAGCCAUCAGAGUGGCUCAAGAAAGUAUACUUGCCCUUUGUCUGGUAAAUGGUCUAUCAAUAAAAUGAGAUGUAUACCAAAGAAAUGUCCCUAUCCUGAAGCCAUGAUAAAUGGAAUAGUUCAGGUUAUAGACUUGAACUAUCAAAGUGUGAUACACUUUUCAUGUGAACCAGGAUACAUUCUCCAUGGAACAGACACUAGCCAGUGCAUGGCAGAUGGACAGUGGAGUGGAAAACUACCUGAAUGCCAACCUGUGACUUGUCCUCCUCCCUCCCUUCCUGAGUUUGGAGUUAUUUCUUACCAUAAGCUAACGCUUGGAAAUGAGUCCGUCUUCCAAGACAUUAUCCGUUUUGAAUGCUUACCAUCUUUUGCAUUGUUUGGAAAUGAAACCGCUACUUGCAUGGCCAAUGGGAACUGGAGUGAUAUACCGGAAUGCAGGUAUGUAAAAUGUCCACAUCCAACAGGGAUAGAAAAUGGAUUUAUAAAUUUUGAAGUUCGCAGAACCUAUCAUUAUAUGGAUAGCGUCGAUUUUGGCUGCCAGGCUCGUUAUGUGCUAGAUGGACCAAGGGAAUCAAGAUGUGAAAAAACAGGUAGCUGGUCCAUCAAGCCAACCUGUAAAGCACCAUGUAAAAUACCAGUUAAGAAAGCUACAGUGUUAUACAACGGCCGAAAGAUAAAAGUUCAGAAUGACCUCAAGGAAGGAAUACAGCAUACUGAAACUAUUUUCUUUUUCUGCAAAAACAAAGGAAAAAAGUGUGGCUAUACCAUACCCACUCAAUGUAUAAAUGGCCAACUCACAGUCCCUUCCUGUUUUGAAGAAAUUGGUACUUUACUUUUUUGGAAAACGGAUCCAGCAGACUUGACACCAUGUGAUCCCUGAGUGAAUUCAAAACAACAAAGUAGUUCUGUUAACUAAAUGUUUUAUUACAACAAAAUUGUAAAGGUGGAAAGGAGGUCCCAAGGAGUGUAUGCCUCCCUGCCUCUACAAACAGUAAACUCUCAUUGCCAGUCUAUUUCACAGUCUAAGAGAAAAUGUUUUGUUACAAAUUCUCUCCUGAUAUAUAGCUGAUGUGUUCCUUUGCUCACUUUCCUCUUCUUCUUAUUUGCAAGUCCCUUUCAGACCACCCUAAGCAUUUCCUCCCUUUUGGUGUUUACACUCUUUCAUGUACGUGUAAUUUGUUCUCACAUCUCUGGCCAUACACCAGUGUAGUUAUUUUUCAGUCAAGCUGUAGUGCAUACUUAUUUCUUUUAAUAUUAACUGGUCAUUAGUCAAAUCCUCUAGCUCUUUCCUUUUUAUUGUUCAAAGUCAGUUUUAACUGUAUCAACACAAUAUUGUACCUUUCCUCAUACCCCCCCGCCCCAAUCUAGGGAUUUUGCGGCCCCAAGCAUGGCAGGCAGGCUGCCUUUGGCUUUCGAGCUCAUCUGGAGCUCUUUUAUAAUGGUGGCAGAAUGAGAUACUUAAACUCUCUAGCCUCAUUUGCUGUUUCAAGUGAGUCUUUAGGAAAGAAAAUGGUCAUGUGUAAAAAUAUCAGUUCAUACUGUAUUUGUCCUAGAAGAUUCUAAUGCAAAUUGUUUUGAAGAGACAUCCUAUAAAGAUACACUUUCUGUUACAUAAGGAGUUUAUUUGGUUUCCAAAGGCCAGUAACUAUCUCAUAACUUCCUAUUCUUUUCUUAUUUUCACGGGGAGAACAUGUAAUGCUAUUCUUACUCUGUUGCACAUAGUUCUGGAGUCUUAAAACUCCACCUGCCCUGUAGGAGAAAGUAUAUUACAGGAACUCAGUGCUAUUCAGUAGCAUACAGUCUGCAUGACUAUUGGAAGUGUUCAUUUCCCAGAGCUGUACAGUACACACUAAUGUAGGCUACAAUUUUCAAAAGAACCUAAAAGGAGUUCCCAAAUUUCUACAGGAUUUGGGUGCAUUGCUUUCUUAGACUCUUCUGAAAAUCCCAACAUUAAAAAUCAGAAAACCAUUUAGCUUGUACAUGUGAUUCCAAAUAUACCUGAAACAAAUAUUCUAUUUACACUGAUUUAUCUUAUUGAUUCUGUUUUAUGCAAUAGUUAAUUUUUAACACUGUAACUAAUUACACAAUGUUUCCCUUAAAAAAGUUCUUACAUAAACAAGUUGAGUAAAGAUUAUGAUUUCUGGUCUUUAACCAUGUUUUUUAGUAGACUAUAUACUCCAUCCAGUUUAUGAUGCAGUGCAGGGCAGUAACAAGAUCACUAGUAGUUCUGGUGAAAUCCAUUGAACACUUCAUGUAGCUAAGUUGAUGAAACUCUUGAUUACACGGGAUCCCAGCCAGUAUUCAUUUAUCUUUCAGAUAUGUACCAGCAAAUAAGGAAAGUAAGUGUGUGUGUGUGUGCGCACUCUCACACAAACCUACAUAUAUCUGGGCACCAAACUAUCAUAACACCUGGUUUGUGCAGGGGAAAUGUCAUUUUUCCUGUAUUGUUAAACUUUUAAGACUUAAAGAGGAAAGGAUGGUAUUUUUAAUUACAAACGGGACUGCCUUAUGUAAUU
Molecule: messenger RNA, 2725 nt
Organism: Mauremys reevesii (Reeves's turtle)
Lineage: Eukaryota; Metazoa; Chordata; Testudines; Geoemydidae
Gene: APOH
Product: apolipoprotein H
Exons: 8
Coding region: 49-1089 (346 amino acids)
Source: RefSeq, a predicted model, not a curated record